UCAUCCUUGUCCGCAAGCAGCGGAAGCACAUGUGUCCAUCGGCCGAUGGGAUCUCGAAUCUGUGCGCUAGGAGCAUGAUUACAUCAAUAAAACAGCCACACCAAUACAUUUGAAUACAAAUAACAUUGAAACAAACAAAUAAAUAAACACGUGCACAAAGAAUUGAACGAACGAUAAGCGCCGGGCGUACACAUCGUCGAAUCAAAAGGUUGAAUGAAUGACGUUUACCUGAGCUCCAGCUCCAGCUCCAGCUCAAGCAGAGACACCAACCGUUACCACUUCGACUGAACAGACGACCGACAACAAAACUCCACUACUUCUCCCGCCCGCCCGUCGCCACCACACCACCAGAACUAUCCGCGUUGAUCUGUCCGCUACCUACUCGCGGUCCGCCAUGUGGCGAGAUCGCACCAACCUCUACAUCUCCUACCGCCAGUCGUAUGCACACCACCCGGCCAAGCGCACGCGGUAUGGCGACUCCUCAGCAACCUCGUCAUCCCUGGCCGGCGCCGACCGCUUCGGCGGCUCCGGAAACAGCCUCCUCUUCUCGGCCGACGAGGACCGGCGCGGUCUGUUGUCAUCGGGCGCCUCGGAUGAUGGCGACGCCGUGAUCGAGAUGGACCUCCUCCCUCCGCGCUGGGCCGAGGUCAACGACGACGUCACGGAACUCCUCGCCGAAAUUGCGCAAAAGAGCCAGAAGCUCGACAGGUUGCACCAGAAGCACGUCCUCCCUGGCUUCAAUGACGAGGAGGCCAAGCGGGCCGAGGAGAGCGAGAUCGAGGACCUGACACAGCAGAUCACCAAGGGGUUUCACCAAUGCCACAAGUGCAUACAAAAAGUUGAGCAUAUGGUCAAGGAUUCGAAACGUACCGGUGGCAUAAGCAGGGCCGAGGAGGUCAUGGCCAAGAACAUCCAGGUCUCGCUCGCCACGAGGGUUCAGGAGGCUAGUGCUGGCUUCAGGAAGAAGCAGAGCGCAUACUUGAAGAAGCUAAAAGGUAUGGGGGGUGGUGGUGGCCUCAGCCCCGGCGGCGACAGGUCAUCUACCCCAAACCCCGCCAACAACUUUACCGAACCGUCAAUCCUCGAGUCCGACGCAGACAGGUCCUUCUCACAAUCUACGCUUCAAGCCACACAACAUCAAAAACUAUUACAGUCCAACGAUGCGGCGAUUUUGCAGCGCGAGCGGGAGAUUGACCAGAUAGCACAGGGCAUCAUAGAUCUGGCCGAUCUGUUCCGCGACCUGCAAACAAUGGUCAUAGAUCAAGGAACCAUGCUGGACAGGAUAGACUACAACGUCGAGAGGAUGGCCACGGAUGUCAAGGAGGCCGACAAGGAGCUGGUCAUCGCCUCGGGCUACCAAAAGAAGACGACCAAACGCAAGAUCAUCCUCCUCUUGAUACUCAUAAUCGCGGGCAUGAUCAUUCUGCUCAUCAUCAAGCCCAAAAAAGACUCGGGCGAUGGUGGGUGACCGGCUAAUGGCAUAAUCUUUUCCUUUGUUUUCUGUUUUUACGAGCACAAGGCGUUCAGGGCCAUGUAAGAUACUGUUUGUUCUAGACUCCGGGCAGCGCAGCAAUGGCAGAUUCUGAUCGCAAAGACGAAUUAACCCCAUUGGAAGACUACAGAAUGUAGUUCUUGUCGCGGGGGACGACCCUAUCUGUCCAAUCGAGGGCAUGUUUUGUUCUGGGGAAAUUGCUAUGAUGAUAGAUGUUUAUUUGACACCGGCUCGACAAGUCUAAACCGACUGACCAGGUAUUCUACAUGAAAAAAUUAAUAUGUACAGAGAUUAUACACAUGUUAUAUACAUCUAAGUAGUACAAAUAUAACAAUAAACUUGAAACACACA
Messenger RNA from Pyricularia oryzae 70-15, 1843 nucleotides. Its product is annotated as t-SNARE. Gene Ontology annotation, molecular function: SNARE binding; SNAP receptor activity. Lineage: Eukaryota; Fungi; Ascomycota; Sordariomycetes; Magnaporthales; Pyriculariaceae. The transcript has 2 exons. The record is from RefSeq and is a predicted model, not a curated record. Gene Ontology annotation, biological process: vesicle fusion; vesicle-mediated transport; intracellular protein transport. Gene Ontology annotation, cellular component: membrane; SNARE complex; endomembrane system. Bases 395 to 1468 code for a protein of 357 amino acids.